Molecule: messenger RNA, 2996 nt
Organism: Caenorhabditis sp. 36 PRJEB53466
Lineage: Eukaryota; Metazoa; Nematoda; Chromadorea; Rhabditida; Rhabditidae
Source: the annotation of a GenBank genome assembly
AUGGCUAACCAAGCUAAGCUAGUUGACCAUGAAGUCUACCGCGAUCCUGUGGACGGUACGUUGGGAACAAAUGAAGGGAAUCUGUGAAUAUGAUCUUUGCUCGAUUUCGUUAUAUCCAACCGAUGCUCCGUUUCCCUUUUCAUUUUGAAGAGUGCAACGGGUGCCUGCAUUUAGGAGCCUAAAUGAGUUACAAGCGAAAUAGUGUGUGCCAACUGGAGACCUCUUCGUAACUGGCGCGGUCGCCUGGCACAACCCCUUUCGUCCGCCCUCUCUACUUCUUCUUCUUCUUCCCCUUCUGCUCCUUUUAAGCUCAAAGGGUCUCCGCUGCGUGUUUAUAUUCGUCAGACGCUUUUAUCUACCUGCGUGGAGAUAUCAAGUCGUACUGAUAUCAAACGACCGCCAACAUUUUUCCAUUCAUUGCAUUCGGUGUCGACCCACCUACAAUGUCAUCGCGUAAAGUGGUCGAGUACAAAAAAGUGACCACCUUCGGAAACAAUGAGGUUACCGUACUUGAAACUACUAUGGAGCAGCGGAACACGCAUCGUGUUGUUAGGACUAUAAACGGUUCUGCAGUCGAGAUUAAUCAUCAUGACAAUGGAGAACUUAAAUAUCAUGACUUCAACUCUAUUCCUAUUGAUAGACAACCAGGGAACAAAGGUUCAUAUUCACAGAGUUCCAUAGAUAGCAAUGAGCGUACUAAUGCGUUUGUUUUUCAGAUUUCGAGUUGAACUACCAGGAAUAUCUGCCCGAGGAGGAUGGAGUGAUUACCAAAGCUCCGAAAACAAAGACCAAUCGUGGGCUGAGCUGCCGUAUGAAAGGUUGGAUCUCUGCUCUAAGAUUAAUAAUCUGACAAGUGAGCUCUCUUUUCAGGCUUGUUUGACGGAUUCGGAGGAAAUGAACUGAAGAACGUGAUGCAUCACAUGCAUCGUCGUCAUCCACGCAAUGGACAGGCAUUCACCAACUUCAUGCUUUCCGGAAAGAUGGAGAAGGUUAUGGACCAACACGUGCGCGACUGCAUUCAUCACUUUGCGAGAAUACAUCCGGAUACUGGGCAUAUAAUGGGAGCCAUUCGUGGAAACGACUUUUUCAACUUUGGAGGGCUUCACAAUAGUCUGGGAAACACUGGAAAAGUGUACCUCGAUAACCUGAUUCGUGGAAAAUGUGGAAAGCGCAAGGUGCAUAAGUUCAAGCCUAUCAUCGAAGAAUUGGACUUUGGAUCGGCAACGUCUCCAGGAAAGCAGCCAGCUACUCCUGCUCCUGCCGUUACUCCCGCCGCUCCUGCGACUCCUGCUACUCCUGCGGUUCCCGUUACUCCGGCCAAGCCAACUGUUCCGGAGAAGAAUGUCACCGAGCCGGUGUAUCCGACAAUCACUGAUAAAGUCAGUGACUUCGGUCUCGACUUCGAAACGGAAAGAGAUAAGUGUCUUAGUAACAAGACACUCUUCGAAGAUCCCGAGUUUCCGGCAAAUGACAAGUCUAUCUACUACCGUACUCCACCAAGCGCCCGUAUUAUUUGGAAGCGUCCAGGAGAAAUCAUCUCCAACCCUCAGCUGAUUGUCCAAGGAGAAUCCCGUUUUGACGUCAAGCAGGGAGCUCUUGGGGACUGCUGGUUCUUGGCGGCCCUUGCCAACAUCACUCUCUACGAUGCUCUUUUCUAUAGAAUGGUUCCACCGAACCAAAGUUUCACCGAGAACUAUGCCGGAAUUUUCCACUUCCAGUUCUGGCAUUACGGAAAGUGGGUCGAUGUGGUCGUCGACGAUCGUCUGCCCACUGUGAACAACCAGCUUUACUAUCUCCACUCUCAGGACAACACCGAGUUCUGGAGUGCGUUAGUUGAGAAAGCCUACGCCAAACUUCACGGAGGAUACGAAAACCUGGAUGGCGGCACCACUGCCGAGGCUUUAGAAGACUUCACUGGUGGUCUCACCGAGUAUUUUGAUCUGCGUAAAAGUGAUAAAGCUACCGUACUUGCUGCUCUUGUCAAGGGAAUGGAAAUGGGAUCGCUGUUCGGAUGCUCUAUUGACGUUAGUUUAAGAUUACAAAAAAUAUAAUGAGACCGUGUUUCAGGCUGAUGCGAACAUAAAAGAAGCGCAACUCAGUACUGGGCUUGUGUGCGGUCACGCAUACAGCAUCACGGCCAUCCACAAUAUCACCUAUUCUGGGGAAGACCUCACUCUGCUGAGACUAAGAAACCCUUGGGGAAAUGAGAAGGUUAGUGUUCAUGAUUCAAUUGCGAAUCAGUCUUAUCUAAUGCUCUAAGGAGUGGAAUGGAGCUUGGAGUGAUGGUUCUUCGGAAUGGCAGAAGAUUGACGAAGCUACCAAGAAGCAGAUUGACGUACAGUUCGCAAGAGAUGGAGAAUUCUGGAUGAAUUUCUACGACUUCUUCGCCAACUUCACCCAAAUGGAAAUCUGUAAUCUGACUGCCGACAUCUUCGAUGAAAUUGCGGAGAUGACUGGAGUGAACAGAACCGCGGAGACUGAAGAGGAGCAUCAAUGGAACGAAGUGAUGCAUGACAGCGAAUGGAGUUCCAAGAAGGGAACUGCUGGAGGAUGCAACAACAAUCCGACCACUUAUCCAAAGAAUCCUCAAUUCGCCACUUGGUUCACAGCUCCGGAGUCAUCGAUUGAGGGUGAUGGUAAUGUGACCGUCAUCGUCGCUGUACUCCAGAAGUACAGAAGAGAGUUGCGAGCCGAGGGAAAGGAUCUUCUUCCGAUCGGAGUGUCCAUUUAUCAGUCAACUGAUUCUCGCCAAGCUCUCAAUUCGCAAUUCUUCUCUCAAAACCGUCCUGUCGCGCGUACUUCCGUGUUCAUCAACACCCGUGAAACGACUGUCCGCUUCCGCGUUCCUCCCGGAAAAUAUGUCAUCGUUCCAUGCACCUUUGACGCCUAUGACGAUGCCGAAUUCUUGCUUCGCGUCUAUGCUAACGGAACCUUGAAGUCCAUGUGAGUUUAUACCGUUCGUAAUACUUUGUUCAGAAAUUUUCAGUCUGCUGUAA